Messenger RNA from Monopterus albus (swamp eel), 3317 nucleotides. It is a transcript of the gene slc16a5a, whose product is annotated as solute carrier family 16 member 5a. Gene Ontology annotation, molecular function: monocarboxylic acid transmembrane transporter activity. The transcript is spliced from 5 exons. Gene Ontology annotation, cellular component: basolateral plasma membrane. Gene Ontology annotation, biological process: transmembrane transport; monocarboxylic acid transport. Lineage: Eukaryota; Metazoa; Chordata; Actinopteri; Synbranchiformes; Synbranchidae. The record is from RefSeq and is a predicted model, not a curated record. The coding region runs from base 456 to 2066 and encodes 536 amino acids.
CGAUGUCGAAAUAGCUGCUUUACACGGCUUUGGGCGGCGUCCUGGUUGUUUUACGGAUGAUAAAGGGGCGUCCUGGUAGGUUUUACGCCGUCCAAGGCAGUGAGUAUUUAUAAUUUGGCCUGCCAUAGAAGUAGCUGUCUGCCCGUGUCACGGUGGGAGGAGAAUGACGUGAUGGGAUGCGGGUUGUGCAGGCCAUGAUUCGCCGCACUCAGGCCCGGGACUCUGCGUGAGGAGCAGCGAUGAUGGACACAGUUUGACAAGCGGCGAUAAUUGAUACUUUUGGCUUGCCGUAUCCUGCUGCUGUGGUAGUCGUCGAGGAGCUGUAUGCCGAUUCCAUUUAACAUAAAAACGUCUCUCCUUAAAGGCUGCAGCAGCUGCAGGGACAUGGCCAGAAGAAGGCAUCACUCCCCCUGCAGAGUGAACACAGCAGCCUCACCUGAACUGUCAAGCACAAAAUGACUCAGAGAAAUGGGAUCAGGGGGACGAGGGAUCGCCACCUCUACUCUGAGGCCUCGGGGGUUAGCGAGCAGGUCAACGGUAUGGAGCCAGAGAAAGUUCAGGAGAUCAGCGACUGUGAAAUGGAGGAGGGGGGACAGGCAGGCGACUCCAUGGCUGUAACAGGAGCAGUCACAGCUCCAGAUGGCGGUUGGGGCUGGGUGGUGCUGGCUGCCACCAUCCUAGUCCUGGCUCUGACCCUGGGGUUCCCCUCCUGUGUGGGAAUCUACUACACUGACCUACAGAAUGAGUUCCACGCCUCCAACAGUGAAACCUCUUGGGUUCCUUCAAUCAUGACAUCGGUGCUUCAUGCAGGAGGUCCGUUUUGUAGUGUGUUGGUGGAGAGACUUGGCUGCCGAACAACGGUGAUGUUGGGUGGAGUUCUGAGUGGACUUGGAAUGGCUGCCAGCUCAUUUACGCAGUCCAUCGCCCAGCUCUACGUAACAGCAGGAGUUAUUACAGGACUUGGUUUCUGCUUCAGCUUCCAACCAGCUGUGACAAUCCUGGGACACUACUUUGUGCGUCGUCGUGUGUUUGCCAACGCCAUGUCCUCCACAGGUACAGCCCUGGGCCUGUGCAUUCUGCCCUUCCUGAGUAACUAUCUUCACACAGAGUUUGGGUGGAGAGGAAGUUUCCUUGUUUUAGGAGCCGUCCUGCUUAACUGCUGCGUGUGUGGAGCAGUGAUGAGGCCACUCCAGCCCUCCAGGCGUCGCGGCCAGCCGCUGAUGACCCACAGUCUCCCUUCACCAGAGGAGCAAAAUGUGAAGAAGGAAAAAGGGAGGAUGAGGACAAUACAGAGCUGCGUGGUGGCUUUCCUGAGCAAACACAUGGCCUUCGAUCAGCUCUGCAACAACCAGCGUUACUGUAUGUAUUCCAUAGGAAUCACCUGGAUGAUGCUUGGUUUUGUGGUGUGCUUGGUGUUUCUGGUUCCUUACGCCACAGCGAACGGCAUGGAGCAGGGCCAGGCCGCGCUGCUGCUCUCUAUCCUGGGUAUUGUUAACAUUGUGGUGCGGCCACCCAUUGGCCUCAUCUUCAACAUGUCCUGGUUCAAAGGACGACAUGUGUAUGUGUUCGCUUCAGCCGUGCUGGUCAGCGGGCUCAGUAACAGUAUCUGCUGCCUUGGGCCCAGCUUCACUGUCCUGCUGAGUUUUGUGAUGGUCUUUGGGCUGUCCAUGAGUGUGGCAGGCUCCCUGAUGUUCACUGUACUCAUGGAUAUCGUGGAUAUGAGCCGCUUUCCUUCAGCCCUGGGCCUGCUCUCUAUCAUGGAGAGCAUCACGCUGCUCAUCGGGCCUCCGCUUGCAGGAACCCUGGUUGACAGGACGGGCGAUUACUUCUAUGUCUUCAUUGCCUGCAGUGCUGUUGUGGCCUCCUCUGCCAUAUUCCUCAUGGCUUCAUUUUACUGGCUGGAUAAAAAAGACAGGAAGUCAAAACAGGGUCAGAUAUCCACGCUGCCCGACCCAGCAAGACCAGCUGUCGACGGAGCUCCAGGCUGUCACUAUAGCAGCGUGCCAACAGAGGGAGACCAGGACAAGGCCUCGGCUAACAGGGCAGAGAGUAGCAGCAGCAUCUAAACCUGCUCAGCCUGCGUGUCAACCUUAACACAUAUUACACUCUUGCUUAGACAGUUUGCAAGUGAUUCCUUUUGCUUGCAUCAGCUUGCUUGGUGCACCAGACAAUAAGAACCUCCUGUACACCAUAAAAGUCACACUAAAUACUAAGAAGAAUUUGCACUGCUUGGCCAAGAUUGGACACUUGAUCUUAUAUACCAAAAUGAACAGCUGUGCACUUACAGCUACAGUGUGAUUGUACUGUAAAAUGCUGCUGAUCUUAUCUGUGAUCUCACAAUCUAUCAUAGGAUAUAAAUAGAGUGCAUCUCACUUCCUCAAGCCAAGAAACAUACCUGAUCCUUUGUCAACAAAAUCUGUGUCUUUUCUAGAUGUUUGCUGGAGUUGUGGUUUUAAUGGUCCCGUGGUAUAUGAUGAACCUACAAACACAGAGGACGGGCCUGAGUAGGUGAAAUGCUGUGGAGCGAUAUGUGCAUUUCCACAGGGAAUUUCCUGGUACUUUUCCUUCCCAAGACCUAAAGUCCAAGAACUUCCCCUGGGGGAGAAGCCCCUUGAGCACCUUGUGAUUUGGAUUUCAACAAAUAUUGUAUCAGAAGUGUUACGGCCGACAGGCAGUGUGGUUUUAAGAAUGGUGUGUCUACAAUGCUGUGCUGUAUUUGUGUCAUUGACUUUCAGCACUGCAGGCCUCGCAAAAUCCAAAAUUAGCUCAAAAACCAAAAUUAGCUACAUUUUAGCACGGUCGAAUUACCCCAACGGAGGCACCAGGGAAAAUGAGCUGGUGGUUCCCACUCACCCCAUCCCUCCCGUUCUCUGUGCAUUGUGUGUCUGCCCAUCACAGACAGGUCACACAGGAGGCUGCACAUUGCAGCUUCAUCAUAUCACGUCUGGCCUGAUAAUCACUGUGAAUUGCCUUUUUAAAAUUUUUUUUUAUUUUACUUAGUUCAGCCUGUUUUCCUGUGUCACUACAGAGCAAUGUGUACGUCAGCACAGAAGAUGUGGUAGCAGUUCAUCAGAGCACUUGGUGAUUUUCACAAAAAAAUUAAAAAAUACAUUGAUUUAGGAUUUGUUAUUUAUGAAAGCUGGUUUGCAAUGAUCUAUACAGGUGUGUCUAUGUCAUCCAGCCUUUUUUGUGGCCAUUUUCUGUUCCUAUUGUUCUUGGAUGUAGCUGGAUAUCAAAGACAGAUGCAGUCACUAGUCUUAAUCCCGCCUACAAAGGUCCAUUUUCUUUGACCAGCACAAACAGCCAUCACCGGGCAC